This is a messenger RNA of Lucilia sericata (common green bottle fly), 1359 nucleotides long. Its product is annotated as UDP-glycosyltransferase UGT4-like. The transcript has 3 exons. NCBI's taxonomy places the organism in Eukaryota, Metazoa, Arthropoda, Insecta, Diptera, Calliphoridae. The record is from RefSeq and is a predicted model, not a curated record. Gene Ontology annotation, molecular function: UDP-glycosyltransferase activity. The coding region runs from base 64 to 1227 and encodes 387 amino acids.
CAACUAGCAGUCGUUGCAAGUUGUCACUUAAAGACAAAUGAAAAUAAUUCAAAGAAUAUAUAAAUGCAUUCCAAAUAUCUCUUAAUAGUAUUGUGUAUAUUUCCCAAUUCUUUAUAUGCGGCACAUAUACUUUCUUUAUUUGGAGUGCCCAUGCGUUCGCAAUACGACUUUAUAGAGCCGUUACUAAGAGAAUUGGCGGGACGGGGCCAUCAAAUAACAUCAAUAACAAAUUUUCCACAAAAGGAAGCAAUACCCAAUUUUCGUGAUGUUGUGGUAGAAAAAAAUAAACAUUUAUUUUUUGGCUAUCAUAAUUUUACCUUAGACAAUCUGGAAGCAAAUUACUAUGAAUUGGUGGAUGAAAUUUAUAGUCAAGCCAUUCAAAUGUGUAUAAAUAUACAGAAUGAUACAGCCGUUCGUCAAAUAUUUGAUAAUGAGAAAAUUGAUUUGAUUAUAUUGGAUGUAUUUUUUGCUGAAUCAUUUUUUGGUUUGUCCGAGUAUUUGAAGGCACCAAUUGUAGGAGUAUCUACUAUGGGUACCAUAAGUCCCAUUGAUGAGUUAGUGGGCAAUGUAAGUCCCAUGUCGUAUAUACCUCAUUUGUAUUUACCUCUACGGCAAAUGAAUUUUUGGCAAAGAUUUUUAAAUGUAUUAUUAGAAUUUUUGGAGUGGGCUCACUUUUACCGCAAAUACAUGGUUCUACAAAAACAAAUCUACAAAUUUUAUUAUCCUAAUGCUCAAUUAACAUUUGAAGAAGCUCACAGGAAUUUCUCUUUAGUUUUAUUAAAUGAUCACUUUUCUUUAACGACUCCAAGACCUUAUGUACCCAAUAUGAUUGAAGUGGCUGGCUUAAAUAUUGUAACAAAUCCAGAGCCUCUGAAGCCUAAUAUCAAAUAUAUCCUCGACAAUGCCCGGGAAGGAGUCAUACUAAUAACUCUUGACACUCUUAUGAAUCCUUAUACUUUAGACAUAUUUUGCCAACAAUUUAAAACCCUGCCUUAUACAAUAUUGUGGAAAACUUCCCAGAAAAUCCCUUACACACUUCCAAAUGUACACAUAGAUGCCAAUUUUGUUGUAGCUUCCAUUCUACCACAUCCUAAUUUAAAACUAUACAUAACACAUGGAGGUUUUCUUAGCAUUAUAGAAAGUAUUUACCAUGGUUUACCAAUUUUGGGUGUAUCCUCUAUCGAAAAGCAAGAUAACUUUGUGGACUACAUACAUAAGAUUUCGUGAUCAACAAAACACACCCAUGGAACGCGCUAUCUAUUGGAUUGAAUAUGUUCUACGUCAUAAAGGUGCCCGACAUUUACGCAACAUGGGACAUAAUUUGUCAUGGUGGCAAUUUUACAGUAUAGAUGUUAUGUU